GUGCGCCGGGCUCCUCGCCGCUGCUUUCGCUAGCUCGCUCGGUGUCUCGGCCGGAGGAGGAGGCAGUGGCGCCGGCGACAGCUACGGCAACGGCAGCCACGGCGGCGGCUGCGGCUGCGGCGGCAUCUCCGCCUCCACCCCCGCCCGGGACAGCCCCCCACGGUCUCCCCGCCCCUCCCGGACCUUGAGCCCGCCGCGGGGCGGAGGAAGGAGCCUGCCCCCACCCCCUCCAACCCACCCCCAAAGAGAUCCCUCCUCCCCUCCCCCCGCCGCCUCUGGCGCGGAGCCGGGACGAUGCUGACCCCUUAGAUCCUGCUCCAGCUGCGACGAGGGAAGAGGGGGCGCCCCUCCCGGACCCCCCGCCCUCUACCGGGUGCCCCCUUCCUUUCUCCCCCUCUCGGGGGCUGCUUCGCCUAAGGUAGCGCCGAUUCUGGCAACCGGAGCCUGGGCGCGAAGCGAAGAAGCCGGAACAAAGUGAGGGGAAGCCGGCCGGCUAGCCCGGGAGCCCCUGGGAGCCCAGGGGAAGCGGGACUCUCGCCAGGCGGGGCUUCCCUGCGACCCGGCGCCCGGCGGGCAGCAUGCCCCUGCGGGCACGGGAAGCUGGGCUGAACUGGCCCUCCCGGGGGCUCAGCAAGCGCUCUAGAGCCUCCCCCAUGCGCCCCCGCCGGGGUCCCCCGGUGGCGUGAGGACAUCUCCUUUGAGGGGCGCCGCUUGCCCCUCUUCGGAUCCCCCGGGGCCCCGGCUGGCCAGAGAAUGGACGAGGAGGAGGAUGGAGCGGGCGCCGAGGAGUCGGGACAGCCCCGGAGCUUCAUGCAGUUCAACGACCUGUCCAGGGCCGGUGGCCGUCAGGGGCCAGGGUCGACGGAGAAGGACCCGGGCAGCGCGGACUCCGAGGCGGAGGGACUGCCGUACCCCGCGCUGGCCCCGGUGGUUUUCUUCUACUUGAGCCAGGACAGCCGCCCGCGGAGCUGGUGUCUCCGCACGGUCUGUAACCCCUGGUUCGAGCGCAUCAGUAUGUUGGUCAUUCUUCUCAAUUGUGUGACGCUGGGCAUGUUUAGGCCAUGUGAAGACAUCGCCUGUGACUCCCAGCGCUGCCGAAUCUUGCAGGCCUUUGAUGACUUCAUCUUUGCCUUCUUUGCCGUGGAAAUGGUGGUGAAGAUGGUGGCCUUGGGCAUCUUUGGGAAGAAGUGUUACCUGGGAGACACUUGGAACCGACUUGACUUUUUCAUCGUUAUUGCGGGGAUGCUGGAGUAUUCGCUGGACCUGCAGAACGUCAGCUUCUCAGCAGUCAGGACAGUCCGUGUGCUGCGACCGCUCAGGGCCAUUAACCGGGUGCCCAGCAUGCGCAUCCUCGUCACGCUACUGCUCGACACCUUGCCCAUGCUGGGCAAUGUCCUGCUGCUCUGUUUCUUCGUCUUUUUCAUCUUCGGCAUUGUCGGCGUCCAGCUGUGGGCAGGGCUGCUUCGGAACCGAUGCUUCCUCCCUGAGAAUUUCAGCCUCCCACUGAGUGUGGACCUGGAGCCUUACUACCAGACAGAGAAUGAAGACGAGAGCCCCUUCAUCUGCUCCCAGCCGCGGGAGAAUGGCAUGCGGUCCUGUAGGAGUGUCCCCACAUUGCGUGGGGAAGGUGGUGGAGGCCCACCCUGUGGUCUAGACUAUGAGGCCUACAAUAGUUCCAGCAACACCACCUGUGUUAACUGGAACCAAUACUAUACCAACUGUUCUGCGGGCGAGCAUAACCCCUUCAAAGGUGCCAUCAACUUCGACAACAUUGGCUAUGCCUGGAUCGCCAUCUUCCAGGUUAUCACCCUGGAGGGCUGGGUGGACAUCAUGUACUUUGUGAUGGAUGCUCAUUCCUUCUACAACUUCAUCUACUUCAUCCUCCUCAUCAUUGUGGGCUCCUUCUUCAUGAUCAACCUGUGCCUGGUGGUGAUUGCCACGCAGUUCUCGGAGACCAAGCAGCGGGAAAGUCAGUUGAUGCGGGAACAACGUGUCCGGUUCCUGUCCAAUGCUAGCACCCUGGCGAGCUUCUCCGAGCCGGGCAGCUGCUAUGAGGAAUUGCUCAAGUACCUGGUGUACAUCCUCCGCAAGGCAGCCCGCAGACUGGCCCAGGUUUCUCGGGCUGCAGGCGUCCGAGUAGGGCUGCUAAGCAGCCCAGCGGCCCCUGGGGGGCAGGAGCCCCAGCCCAGUGGCAGCUGCUCUCGUUCCCGCCGCCGUCUGUCUGUCCACCACCUGGUGCACCACCAUCACCACCAUCACCACCACUACCACCUGGGUAAUGGGACGCUCAGGGCGCCCCGGGCCAGCCCAGAGAUCCAGGACAGGGAUGCCAACGGUUCCCGCCGGCUCAUGCUGCCACCUCCUUCUACGCCCACCCUCUCUGGGGGCCCUCCGAGGGGUGCGGAGUCUGUGCACAGCUUCUACCACGCCGACUGCCACUUGGAGCCAGUCCGCUGCCAGGUGCCCCCUCCCAGGUCCCCAUCUGAGGCAUCUGGCAGGACUGUGGGUAGUGGGAAAGUAUACCCCACUGUGCACACCAGUCCUCCACCAGAGAUGCUGAAGGAUAAGGCGCUGGUGGAGGUGGCCCCCAGCUCUGGGCCCCCCACCCUCACCAGCCUCAACAUCCCACCUGGGCCCUUCAGCUCUAUGCACAAACUACUGGAGACACAGAGUACCGGAGCCUGCCACAGCUCCUGCAAGAUCUCCAGCCCUUGCUCCAAGGCAGACAGUGGAGCCUGUGGUCCAGAUAGUUGCCCCUACUGUGCCCGGACAGGAGCAGGGGAGUUGGAGCCUGCUGACCAUGAGAUGGCUGACUCAGACAGCGAGGCUGUAUAUGAAUUCACACAGGACGCCCAGCACAGUGACCUCCGGGACCCCCACAGCCAUCGGCGGCGGAGCCUGGGCCCAGAUGCAGAGCCUAGCUCUGUGCUGGCCUUCUGGAGGCUGAUCUGUGACACAUUCCGGAAGAUUGUAGAUAGCAAAUACUUUGGCCGAGGAAUCAUGAUUGCUAUUCUGGUGAAUACCCUCAGCAUGGGCAUCGAGUAUCAUGAGCAGCCCGAGGAGCUCACCAACGCCCUGGAAAUCAGCAACAUCGUCUUCACCAGUCUCUUCGCCCUGGAGAUGCUGCUGAAACUGCUCGUGUAUGGUCCCUUUGGCUACAUCAAGAAUCCUUACAACAUCUUUGAUGGUGUCAUCGUUGUCAUCAGCGUGUGGGAGAUUGUGGGCCAGCAGGGAGGUGGCCUGUCGGUGCUGCGGACCUUCCGCCUGAUGCGGGUGCUGAAGUUGGUGCGCUUCCUGCCGGCACUGCAGCGGCAGCUUGUGGUGCUCAUGAAGACCAUGGACAAUGUAGCCACCUUCUGCAUGCUGCUUAUGCUCUUCAUCUUCAUCUUCAGCAUCCUGGGCAUGCAUCUCUUUGGCUGCAAGUUUGCAUCUGAACGUGAUGGAGACACGCUGCCAGACCGGAAGAAUUUUGACUCUCUACUCUGGGCCAUUGUCACUGUCUUUCAGAUUCUGACUCAGGAGGACUGGAAUAAAGUCCUCUACAACGGCAUGGCCUCUACAUCAUCUUGGGCUGCCCUUUACUUCAUCGCCCUCAUGACUUUUGGCAACUACGUGCUCUUUAACCUGCUUGUCGCCAUUCUGGUGGAGGGCUUCCAGGCAGAGGAAAUCAGCAAACGGGAAGAUGCGAGUGGACAGUUAAGCUGUAUUCAGCUGCCUGUCGACUCCCAGGGGGGAGAUGCCACCAAGUCUGAGUCAGAACCCGAUUUCUUUUCACCCAGCAUGGACGGUGAUGAAGAGAGGAAGAAGCACUUGGCCUUGGUGGCCCUGGGAGAACACCCAGAGCUGCGGAAGAGCCUGUUGCCACCUCUCAUCAUCCACACAGCUGCCACACCAAUGUCGCUGCCCAAGAGCUCCAGCACAGGCCUGGGCGAGGCACUGGGCCCCAGUUCUCGACGCACCAGCAGCAGUGGGUCCGCUGAGCCUGGGGCUUCCCAUCAUGAGAUGAAGUCACCGCCAAGUGCCCGCAGCUCCCCACACAGUCCCUGGAGUGCAGCAAGCAGCUGGACCAGCAGGCGCUCCAGCCGGAACAGUCUGGGCCGGGCCCCCAGCCUAAAGCGCAGGAGCCCUAGUGGGGAGCGGAGGUCCCUGCUUUCGGGCGAGGGCCAGGAGAGCCAGGAUGAGGAGGAGAGCUCAGAAGAGGAGCGAGCUAGCCCAAUGGGCAGUGAUCGUCGCCACAGGGGCUCCUUGGAACGAGAGGCCAAGAGCUCCUUUGACCUCCCAGACACACUGCAGGUGCCGGGACUGCACCGCACAGCCAGCGGCCACAGCUCUGCCUCUGAGCACCAGGACUGCAACGGCAAGUCAACUUCAGGACGCCUGGCGACGGCCCUGCGGCCUGAUGAUCUCCCACUGGAUGGGGAUGAUGGUGAUGACGAGGGCAACCUGAGCAAAGGGGAACGGAUCCGAGCCUGGGUCCGAGCCCGCCUCCCUGCCUGCUGCCGAGAACGAGAUUCCUGGUCAGCCUACAUCUUCCCUCCUCAGUCAAGGUUCCGCCUCCUGUGUCACCGGAUCAUCACUCACAAGAUGUUUGACCACGUGGUCCUCGUCAUCAUCUUCCUCAACUGCAUCACCAUUGCCAUGGAGCGCCCCAAAAUUGACCCCCACAGUGCUGAACGCAUCUUCCUGACCCUCUCCAAUUACAUCUUCACCGCAGUCUUUCUGGCUGAAAUGACAGUGAAGGUGGUGGCACUGGGCUGGUGCUUUGGGGAGCAGGCAUAUCUGCGCAGCAGCUGGAAUGUGCUGGAUGGGCUGCUGGUGCUCAUCUCGGUCAUCGACAUCCUGGUGUCCAUGGUGUCAGACAGCGGCACUAAGAUCCUGGGCAUGCUGAGGGUGCUGCGGUUGCUGCGGACUCUUCGCCCACUCAGGGUGAUAAGCAGGGCCCAGGGGCUGAAGCUGGUUGUAGAGACACUAAUGUCCUCCUUGAAGCCCAUCGGCAACAUCGUGGUCAUCUGUUGUGCCUUCUUCAUCAUUUUUGGCAUUCUGGGGGUGCAGCUUUUCAAAGGAAAGUUCUUCGUGUGUCAGGGCGAGGACACCAGGAAUAUUACCAACAAGUCUGACUGUGCUGAGGCCAGUUACCGGUGGGUCCGGCAUAAGUAUAAUUUUGACAACCUCGGCCAGGCUCUGAUGUCCCUGUUUGUGCUGGCCUCCAAAGAUGGUUGGGUAGACAUCAUGUAUGACGGGCUGGAUGCUGUGGGUGUGGACCAGCAGCCCAUCAUGAACCACAACCCCUGGAUGCUGCUAUACUUCAUCUCGUUCCUGCUCAUUGUGGCCUUCUUUGUCCUGAACAUGUUUGUGGGAGUGGUGGUAGAGAACUUCCACAAGUGCCGACAGCACCAGGAGGAGGAGGAGGCUCGGCGGCGUGAGGAAAAGAGACUCCGGAGACUGGAGAAAAAGAGAAGGAAUCUAAUGUUGGACGAUGUAAUUGCUUCCGGCAGCUCAGCCAGCGCUGCGUCAGAAGCCCAGUGCAAGCCCUACUAUUCGGACUACUCACGUUUCCGGCUCCUUGUACAUCACUUAUGUACCAGCCACUAUUUGGACCUCUUCAUCACUGGUGUCAUUGGGUUGAAUGUGGUCACUAUGGCCAUGGAACAUUACCAGCAGCCCCAGAUUCUGGAUGAGGCUCUGAAGAUCUGCAAUUACAUCUUCACCGUCAUCUUCGUCUUGGAGUCCGUUUUCAAACUUGUGGCCUUUGGCUUCCGUCGGUUCUUCCAGGACAGGUGGAACCAGCUGGACCUGGCCAUUGUGCUGCUGUCCAUCAUGGGCAUCACGCUGGAGGAGAUUGAGGUCAAUGCCUCACUACCAAUCAACCCUACCAUCAUCCGUAUCAUGAGGGUGCUGCGCAUUGCCCGAGUACUGAAGCUGCUGAAGAUGGCUGUGGGCAUGCGGGCGCUGCUGGACACGGUGAUGCAGGCCCUGCCCCAGGUGGGGAACCUGGGACUUCUCUUCAUGUUGUUGUUUUUCAUCUUUGCAGCUCUGGGAGUGGAGCUCUUUGGAGACCUGGAGUGUGAUGAAACACACCCUUGUGAGGGCCUGGGCCGGCAUGCCACCUUUAGAAACUUUGGCAUGGCCUUCCUGACCCUCUUCCGAGUCUCCACGGGUGACAACUGGAAUGGAAUUAUGAAGGACACCCUCCGGGACUGUGACCAGGAAUCUACCUGCUACAACACGGUCAUCUCGCCCAUCUACUUCGUGUCAUUUGUGCUCACCGCCCAGUUCGUGCUGGUCAAUGUGGUGAUAGCCGUGCUGAUGAAGCACCUGGAGGAGAGCAACAAAGAGGCCAAGGAGGAGGCUGAGCUGGAGGCCGAACUGGAACUGGAGAUGAAGACUGUCAGCCCGCAGCCCCACUCCCCACUGGGCAGCCCCUUCCUCUGGCCUGGGGUUGAGGGUGCUGACAGCCCUGACAGCCCCAAGCCUGGGGCCCCACUCACCACAGCCCACACUGGAGCAGCCUCUGGCUUCUCUCUUGAGCACCCCAUGGACAGACAGCUGUUUGACACCAUCUCCCUGCUGAUCCAGGACUCCCUAGAGGGGGAGCUGAAGCUGAUGGACGAGCUGGCAGGCCCAGGGGGCCAGCCCUCUGCCUUCCCUUCCGCCCCCAGUCCCGGCGGCUCCGACCCACAGAUCCCUCUAGCUGAGAUGGAGGCUCUGUCUCUGACGUCAGAGAUUGUGUCUGAACCAUCCUGCUCUCUAGCUCUGACGGAUGACUCUUUGCCUGAUGACACUCACACACUCUUACUUAGUGCCCCGGAGAGCAAUAUGGAACCCCACCCUGAGGAGGUGCCAGUCCCCCUGGGACCAGACCUGCUGACUGUGCGGAAGUCAGGUGUCAGCCGGACACACUCUCUGCCCAAUGAUAGCUAUAUGUGUCGUGAUGGGAACACUGCUGAGGAGUCACUGGAACACAGGGGCUGGGUGCUCCCCAAAGCCCAGUCAGGAUCCAUCUUGUCUGUGCACUCCCAACCAGCAGAUACCAGUUGCAUCCUGCAACUUCCCAAAGAUACACCCCACCUGCUCCAGCCUCAUGAGGUCCCCACCUGGGGCACCAUCCCUAAACUGCCCCCACCUGGCCGCUCCCCUCUGGCUCAGAGGCCACUCAGGCGCCAGGCAGCAAUAAGGACUGACUCCUUGGACAUUCAAGGCCUGGGUAGCCGGGAAGACCUACUAUCAGAGGUGAGUGGGCUCUCCUGCCCUCUGGCCCGGUCCUCCUCCUUCUGGGGACGGUCAAGCAUCCAGAUGCAGCAGCGUUCCCACAGCCAGAGCAAGGUCUGGAAGCAUAUGCCCCCACCAGCCCCUUGCCCACGCCUGGAACCCAGCUGGGGCAAGGACCCUCCAGAGACCAGAAGCAGCUUAGAGCUGGACACAGAGCUGAGCUGGAUUUCAGGAGACCUUCUGCCCACUGGCAGCCCAGAAGAACCCCUGUCCCUAAGGGACCUAAAGAAGUGCUAUAGUGUAGAGGCCCAGAGCAGCCGGCGUAGGCCUGGGUCCUGGCUGGAUGAACAGAGGAGACACACCAUAGCAGUCAGCUGCCUGGACAGCGGCUCCCAACCCCACCUGGGUCCAAGCCCCUCAAGUCUGGGAGGCCAGCCUCUUGGGGGCCCUGGGAGCCGGCCCAAGAAAAAACUGAGUCCACCCAGUAUCUCUAUAGACCCCCCGGAGAGCCAGGGUCCUCGGCCCCCACCCAGCCCUGGUGUCUGCCUCCGGAGGAGGGCGCCACCCAGCGAUUCCAAGGAUCCCUCGGCCUCCGGCCCCCUUGACAGCUCGGCUGCCUCGCCCUCCCCAAAGAAAGAUAUUCUAAGUCUCUCUGGUUUGUCCUCUGACCCUGCAGACCUGGACCCCUGAGUCCCACCCACUCUCCCUUCUCACCUUUCUCCACUGGGUGCAGAUCCUAGCUCUGCCUCCUGGGCCAUAUUCCUGAAAAGUCCCGUGUACACACAGAGGCGGUCACCUGCCUCCAGUUAUGGCUGAGGGACCAUAAGCAGGACUUUCAGAGUGUCUGAAAUGAACCUCCACCUCUGGGCAGAAAGAGAGGGAGAAGCCCAGUAUGGCCGAGGCUCCCGACACCAGGAGCUGUUGGGAGAAAGCAAUACGUUUGUGAAGAAUCUCUAUGUAUAUUCUAUUUUAUUAAAUUAAUUGAAUCUAGUAUAUGCCGGAUGUACGACAUUUUGUGACUGAAGAGACUUGUUUCCUUCUACUUUUAUGUGUCUCAGAAUAUUUUUGAGGCGAAGGCGUCUGUCUCUUGGCUAUUUUAACCUAAAAUAACCAGUCUAGUUAUAUUCCCUCUUCUUGUAAAGCACAAGCUAGGGCCUCGAGUGCAUUAUAGCCCCGACGGUGACCCGUCUUCAGUGGAAAGUGAGAACCAUUUUGGAAACUGUCAUGUAACUUAUUUUCUCCUUUGAUCUCGUCAUCAUUUUCUGUAGGGGAAAAAAAAAAGAAAAAGGAAAAAAAGAAAAAAAAUGAGAUUUUACAAAUGAAAUGGAAUCUUUUUAUAUAUAUAUACAUACAUAUCUAUAUAUCUAUAUAUCUAUAUAAAAUAAAGUAAUUUUCCAAAAUAAAAA
Molecule: messenger RNA, 8615 nt
Organism: Nannospalax galili (Upper Galilee mountains blind mole rat)
Lineage: Eukaryota; Metazoa; Chordata; Mammalia; Rodentia; Spalacidae
Gene: Cacna1g
Product: calcium voltage-gated channel subunit alpha1 G
Exons: 38
Coding region: 754-7899 (2381 amino acids)
Biological process (GO): calcium ion transmembrane transport; membrane depolarization during action potential; calcium ion import
Cellular component (GO): neuron projection; voltage-gated sodium channel complex; plasma membrane
Molecular function (GO): low voltage-gated calcium channel activity; voltage-gated sodium channel activity
Source: RefSeq, a predicted model, not a curated record